GCCAAGUGAUUGCGAGAGGGAGAGGGCUAGGUGGGGAAGGAGGGCAAUAGCGCAGGGGGCCGUGAUGUUGCUGGCUUGGAUUCCUCUGUUACCAAGGAACAGCGACAGGAAGAAGAGUGUUUGUGUCAGUACGAGUCUGUGUGUGAAGAGCAAGGAGCUGCAUGUGUGUGUGAGGGACAAAGAGUGAGAGCAAGCGGGUGCAGCUUAGUUGGUGGUGGUACAGGGCAGAGAUCGGUUGCAUUUGUGCAUGUGUGUGCUCGCACUCUUAAAAUAAAUGCUAAAAAAUCAUGGAGGUAUGAGAGAGACCAGGAGACCGCAGGGACAGAGCCAGUCCAGCUGUGUGGUCUGCUCGGCCCUGCGGUCAUGUACGGCACACGAAAGACCUGGGAUAUCGGCCACCCCCCCUGCCUGCAGGAACUCUGGAACAAAGACCUCUUAUUGGACGCAAGUUCCCAGGAUAUCCUGAUGAGUGAUGGUGAGGAGGAGAGCUCCUUUCUCUCGUUGCCAAACUCUGUUCUUCAGCGCCACUGUUUACCCUCUGACCUCUCUGAAACACCCACCUCUGACCAGCAGCAGCUACUAAUACAGACGCUGCAAGAAAGAGUUUGUGAGUUCCAGGCACGCUUGCGCAGCGAAGACACCGCUAAAAGACUCCUGCUACAACACCUGCAGACACACGACCACCAGCUUAACCUAGACAACCACCAUAACCAAGAACAUCCAUCCUUUAACUUAGAACCUCAAGAGCAGCCCAGACUGCAGGGCGGCCAACUCAUCCAAGCUGUAUCCCCUACAGGUGUGAGGGGCUCUAGUGCUUUGAAACUAAGGCCUGUGGAUUUUUCCAGCACUGUACAAGGGAAGGUUCACUCACAGGAACAGCUGCAAAAAGAAGAGGAGGAACAACUCGCUCUCAUUGCAGGGCUUCGCACAAAGGUCAAGGAGCUGGAGGAGAAACUUGUGGAUCAGACGCAGGAGGUGGAGAGACUGCGUUCUGAGCUGGGGGCGACAGAUCUGGAGAAACAGCUUGAGGUGCUGGAGAGUGAAAACCAGUGGCUCAAACAGGAGCUGAGGGUCAAUCAUACCCCACAGCCCCAGAACACCUGCUCUACUGCCUCCUGUCCACGCAGCCAGGAUGUUGAGGCUCUGCGUGAUGAGCUGUGUCGUAAGGAGGAGGAGUGCCGUGAGCGGGAGCGGCGACUGGCUGCGGUGGAGGUGCAGGUGCAGGAGAGAACAGGUGUGAUAAUACAGCUGCAGCAGCAGUUAGAGGAGGCUACACAGUGCAGACAGGAACUGCAACAGCAGCUGGAAGAGGCGUCACAGCACAGGAGUCAGAGUGAGGAGCAGCUGACCUCACGACUUCAUGAUGCUGAGGAGGCUCUGUCUCGCCAGGCUGCACUGCCCCCACAGUAUGUGACCAAGACGGUUGAGGUGGAGUCGUAUCAGUGUAAGCAGGCUUUAACAGAUGCUCAGGCCCAUAACCAGGCACUUCAAGAGCAGUUGGGUGUGCAGAGACAGCUCCUCAGAGAGUUAGAACAGCAGCUACACGAGUCCCAGAUGACAAGCAGUCAGCUACACCAGCAGAUCCUGGUGUAUGAGGGUGAGAUGGAGAGAGCUCAGGGUCAGCUGGAGGCAGAGAUGCAGAGUCUGGAGGAGGAGAAGAACAGAGUGAUCGAGGAAGCGUUCAUCAGAGCUGAGAGUGAGAUGAAGUCUGUGCACGAGAACCUAGCAGGUGUGCGGAUGAACCUCCUGACUCUACAGCCGGCCCUGAGAACCCUCACCUGUGACUACAACUGCCUGAAGAGACAGGUGCAGGAGUUCCCUUACAUGCUGGUGAAAGCCAUUGCAGAGGCAAAGCAGGAGAUCUGUCAGGUGAUUGGAGAGGUGAGCAGUGCAAACCAAGAAUUGCUGCGGAAAUACAAGAGAGAGAUGAAUCUGAGGAAGAAAUGCCACAAUGAACUGGUGCGCCUCAAAGGCAACAUACGUGUGUUGUGCCGAGUACGCCCCAUCUGCCCUGGAGAAACUGAUGCUGCUGACACCAAAAACCUAGUGACCUUUGACCAAGAUGAUGAUGCUGUUCUCUACCUAUCCAAUAAGGGCAAGCUCAUGACCUUUGAACUUGACAAAGUCUUUCCCCCUCAGGCUACUCAGGAAGAGGUGUUCCAGGAAGUGCAGUCUCUGGUCACAUCCUGUAUUGAUGGCUUUAAUGUGUGCAUCUUUGCCUAUGGACAGACAGGCUCUGGAAAGACCUACACUAUGGAGGGCGUACCUGAGAACCCUGGCAUUAACCAGCGUGCACUGCGGCUGCUGUUUGAUGAAGUGACCGAGAAGAAGCCUGACUGGGACUAUAAGAUCACCGUCAGCAUGGUGGAAAUCUACAACGAGACACUUCGGAAUCUUUUGGGCGAUAAUCCCAACGAGAAGCUUGAUAUAAAGAUGUGUCCGGAUGGUAGUGGACAGCUGUAUGUGCCAGGACUCACCGAAUUCAGAGUGGAGAGUGUGGAGGACAUCAACAAGGUUUUUGACCUGGGUCACAUGAACAGAGCGACAGCGUGCACUAAUCUAAACGAGCACAGCUCUCGUUCACAUGCUCUCCUUAUCGUCACAGUAGCGGGUUUCAACUCUUCAACCGGCCACCGCACUUCAGGUAAGCUGAAUCUGGUGGAUCUGGCCGGGUCAGAGCGAAUUGCUAAAUCUGGUGCAGAAGGCAGCCGUCUGCGUGAAGCUCAGUGCAUCAACAAAUCACUGUCGGCUCUGGGUGAUGUCAUCAAUGCCCUGCGCUCCAAACACUCACAUGUGCCCUUCAGGAACUCUCGCCUCACAUACCUGCUGCAGAACUCACUCAGUGGAGACAGCAAGACUCUCAUGAUGGUGCAGGUGUCUCCUCUAGAGAGUAAUGUCAGUGAAUCAGUGUGCUCUCUGAAGUUUGCUCAGCGUGUUCGGACUGUUGAGAUCGGCCACUCAUCUUCCUCACGACGUCAAGCAGAGAACUCCUCAACAUCCUCCUCACCUACUCACGACAGUGUGGAGCUGGACUCUCCUCCCGUGACUCCUGUCCCACUCCCCAUCUCAAGGACCAGUAGUGCUGGUUCGACCCUCUCCUCCACCUCUAAAUCCCCCAGCACUCGGUGGAGGUCCCACAGUCAGCUUUCAACAGAUAGACAGGUAGACAGAAGCAGCCCCUUGGCUGGUGACGGUGGGCAGGACGAAUGAAUUUAACAGCGUGAUAACCACCUCAAAGGGGACAUACUGAGUGCUGUCAUUGGUCCUCCAAUCCUCUCAAGCAGUCAGAUUAUUUGAGGAUUCUACCAAUAACAGACCUGCAUUUCAUACUUAAUGAGAAGGGGAGGAGCUUAACCGGAAUACCAGGGUUCAUGUAGGGAACUUUUAUAACAGACACUAACUAAAGAGACAUUCCUUUUGAUCAGAAUGAUUUGACGUGAUUUAAGAUGAUAUGUGAUUCAAGAUAAUGACCUCUCAACACCUGCUGCCUCAGGACGAGAAGACCCUUCAUUACGGCAAAAUAUUUCUGUACAAUAAUGCACUUUAGUCUAGUCUAAGCUGUUAUUUGUAGUGUUAUUGUUAUGCAAAAUUGAUUUAAAAAUGCUUCAAUGUAUGUGUUUGUAUAUAUUGUGUCUAAUAUAUUUUUUAUUUUUCACAAGAUCUUGAAGAGAGCAUGUUCCUUUCCUGAGAUUGUUUUUUUAUUAUUUUUGGAUUUUAGCACAAUUUCUUUCAUGCAAGAACAGUUUAUAUUUCUACAACUGAUAAGCUUUGAAAAUUGUAUUUGAAUGGUGGCAAUAAGAAAUAAUGGAAAUGCAAAAUUUGGUUUUCUCAAUUGCAUUUUGUCUUGGUAUAUAAAAACUUGUAGGCCAUUCAAAGCCUGGACCGUCUUCCUAAUUCAUGCAUGUCUCUCAGUGUGCUCUCAUUCAUUUUGUGCAGUAAAGUCAGACCAUGAUGUUAUACAGUGUUUGCUAAACUCUGCUAGUACACAGGAAGACGACUUGUUAUGUAAAUAGAAAUGCAUUCCAUAUGACCCCUCACUAAGCAAGCAGUACAUCCUCAGUGUACAGCUUCUGUUCGUGGUUCUGGGGUGUUGCUUGCUUGUAUUCACAUCAGUUUAUGUUUGUAAGCAGUUUUGCUUUUGUACACUGUUUUUAAUAAAUGCUCUGAACCAACCUUUGCAAAUAAUUGUUCUU
Messenger RNA from Xyrauchen texanus (razorback sucker), 4193 nucleotides. RefSeq names its product kinesin-like protein KIFC3. NCBI's taxonomy places the organism in Eukaryota, Metazoa, Chordata, Actinopteri, Cypriniformes, Catostomidae. Gene Ontology annotation, biological process: microtubule-based movement. Gene Ontology annotation, molecular function: microtubule motor activity; ATP binding; microtubule binding. The transcript is spliced from 22 exons. Bases 364 to 3210 code for a protein of 948 amino acids. The record is from RefSeq and is a predicted model, not a curated record.